Seminavis robusta is the source of this 366-nucleotide messenger RNA. The record is from the annotation of a GenBank genome assembly. NCBI's taxonomy places the organism in Eukaryota, Bacillariophyta, Bacillariophyceae, Naviculales, Naviculaceae.
AUGGAUGAUCCCCCCAUACCAAGCUUUAUUAUCAUCCCACCUCAGGCAGAGGCCCAGCCUAUCCUAAGCCGACGACGUACCUAUCAUGUUAGAACAGAAACGUCGAAAAAGAGCGACAGUCCAGGGGCAGCGAAGAACCGCCGCAGGAUCGACGGUGCUGUGGGAUUGCGCUCACGAGAACCUGUGCGAAGGUGGGAUAGUUUGGAUUCUUCAUCGUCGACGUACCACCCCAAGGAACAAGAAAUUGGUAGGAGGAUCCCCCCGACCAAACCCCGGCGGAAGAAGUCUUCUGAGUUUUCUGAGUUUUCAGCGCAGGGAGUCCGCCGUGCCAGCACACAGGCUCCAACUCGACCCACGCGGCUGUGA